CCACUGCGAAUAACUAAAAGGAAGCUAGAUUAAUUAGGGAAUCAGUGGUGGCAGCAUUGAAAUAGGGUAAAAUAAAUAACGAUGGCGGACGAACCUUUACCAGCCGGCUGGGAAAAACGAUUGAGUAGGUCAACCGGUCAGCAUUAUUAUUUAAAUGUGUAUACAAAAGAAUCCCAGUGGGAUGUUCCUGAUAAGCCAGCUGAGCCCGUAUCUUCAAGCGGUCCUGAACAAGUACAAUGCUCACAUUUACUCGUAAAACAUAAAGAUUCUAGAAGGCCUUCAUCUUGGAGAGAAGAAAAUAUCACACGAUCUAAAGAAGAAGCACUGGAUUUAGUGAAAUCUUAUCGAGAACAAAUUGCUCAAGGAAAAGCAUCUUUUGCAGAAUUAGCAUCGAAAUACUCAGAUUGUUCUUCGGCGAAAAGAGGAGGUGAUUUAGGUCCUUUUGGAAAGGGAGCUAUGCAAAAACCGUUUGAAGAAGCUGCUUUUGCACUCAAAGUCGGGGAAUUAUCUGAUCCAGUAUUUACAGAUUCCGGUGUGCAUAUUAUUUUACGUACAGUUUAAUUUCACCUAAUUCAUUUCCAAAUAAGGAUUACUACAAUUCAGAUAUACUAUUUAAGCUAAAACUUCCAUUUCCAGAUUGUUAAUAAUAAAUUACUUUGUUGAAUAUUGAGCUUUUAAUAUUUGACAAGUUUUUAAUAAUCCACUUUGUAUUACAAGACUAGUUAUAGUUUAAUUCAAUCUGAUGUAUAUUUACCAGCAUUUAUCAAUUCUUUAUUCCAAUAAUUCACUUUUUAAUUUUUGUAUAGCUACAAAUAUAUAUAUUAGUGAAAAAUA
Molecule: messenger RNA, 834 nt
Organism: Diorhabda sublineata
Lineage: Eukaryota; Metazoa; Arthropoda; Insecta; Coleoptera; Chrysomelidae
Product: putative peptidyl-prolyl cis-trans isomerase dodo
Exons: 3
Coding region: 82-561 (159 amino acids)
Cellular component (GO): nucleus; cytosol
Molecular function (GO): protein binding; peptidyl-prolyl cis-trans isomerase activity
Source: RefSeq, a predicted model, not a curated record